AUGAUAAAAAUAUGUAUUACAAAUGUAUGUGGAAUUUUUAUACGUGUUGCAAGUUCUCUUUCAACCCAUACUGGUCUUCCUCCCAAUGAAGGAGAGCGAGAUUGUUUUGGAGCCAUUAUACUUGCUGAAGUAAUUAAUUCUCAAAAUAAAGAAAAAGUUGAAAUAGUUUGGUGUAAUGACUGGAAAGGUGAUGGAAAUGUACAUCUAACAGAUAGUCAAAAUAAAGUAUUAGGAGAAAGAAGCACUGAUGUGAGCCGCUACUUUGCUAGAACUACAUACAUAGAUCUUUAUGGUGGUGUCAGUCCUCGUGAAAAGACUGAAGUUGACCAUUGGUUGUCCUUCACAAUUGGUCCUUUGGGAUCUUUCCCACUAAAAGAAGAUGCAUUGCGUUAUUUAGAUGAUAUAUUAAUGACAACCACUUGGUUGGUGUCUAAGAAAUUAACAUUAGCUGAUAUUCAUGUAUUUUCUACUCUUUUGGAGAAGGAAUUUUUAGCAAAAUUUGAAAAACAAUUUGUUAAUAUAAGUAGAUGGUAUAAACAGAUGCUUUCACUGCCCACUGUUACAGAGGUACUGCUUUCAAUUAAAAAGAAUGCUAAAUUACUUCUUCAUACUUAUGUGCAACCUGAGAAAGCUGCUAAUAAGCAAGCAGGACAAAGAAAGCAAGAAGGUAAAUUUAUUGAUUUACCUGGAGCAGAAAUGGGUAAAGUUAUAGUACGUUUUCCACCAGAGGCAAGUGGGUAUCUACAUAUUGGUCAUGCUAAAGCAGCUUUGUUAAAUCAGUAUUAUGCAGAAGCAUUUCAAGGGCAACUUAUUAUGAGAUUUGAUGAUACAAAUCCUGCAAAAGAAAAUGUAGAAUUUGAAAAAGCUAUUCUGGAAGAUUUAAAGUUACUUCAAAUCAAACCAGAUAUGUUUACACAUUCUUCAGAUUAUUUUGAUUUAAUGUUGGAGUAUUGUACUAAGUUGAUAAAAGAGGGUAAAGCAUAUGUAGAUAAUACACCAGCUAAUAUAAUGAAAGAACAACGAGAUCAGAAGGUGAUGUCAACAAAUAGAAAUAAUUCUAUUGAAAACAAUCUUAACUUAUGGAAUGAAAUGCAACAGGGUACUACUAAAGGUCAGGAAUGUUGUGUUAGAGCAAAAAUUGACUAUCAGUCAGCAAAUGGAUGUUUGCGGGAUCCAACGAUUUAUAGAUGCAAACCAGAGCCGCAUCCUCGAACUGGAACAAAAUACAAGGUCUAUCCAACAUACGACUUUGCUUGUCCUAUUGUUGAUGCUAUUGAAAACGUUACACAUACUUUACGUACAACAGAAUAUCACGAUAGAGACGUUCAAUUUCAUUGGAUAAUUGAUGCGCUAGGGUUAAGACGUCCUUAUAUAUGGGAAUAUUCACGUUUGAAUAUGACUAAUACAGUUUUAUCUAAAAGAAAAUUAACUUGGUUUGUUGAUCAAGGAUUGGUUGAUGGCUGGGAUGAUCCACGUUUUCCAACAGUAAGAGGUAUUUUGAGAAGAGGAAUGACAGUUGAAGGAUUAAAGCAAUUUAUCAUUGCUCAAGGUAGUUCAAGAUCUGUCGUUUUUAUGGAGUGGGAUAAAAUAUGGGCAUUUAACAAAAAAGUCGUUGAUCCCAUUGCCACUAGGUAUAUUGCUUUGGAUUAUGAUAAAAUUGUACCCGUACAUAUAAAUGAUGUAAAAGAGGAAUGGUUAACUGUCCAAAAUCACCCAAAAGAUCCAUCAAAAGGCACAAAACAAGUAUUAGUAGGUUCACAACUUUACAUAGAAAGAGAUGAUGCAGACAUGCUAAUUGAAGACCAAAAUGCAACUUUCAUUAAUUGGGGCAAUAUAUUGAUAAAAAAGAUUGAAAAAGAAAAUGGUGUUAUUGCACGAGUAAUAGCGCAAUUAAAUUUAGAGAACAAAGAUUACAAAAAUACAUUAAAGAUUACAUGGUUAGCAAUACCUUCUGAUAAAAAUGAUAAUAAUGGUAAAGCUAAUUUAAUUCCAUGUUAUACUGUUUAUUUUAAUCACAUUAUAAGUAAACCAGUAUUAGGAAAAGACGACGACUACAAAGAUUUUAUUGCAAGAGAUACUAGAGUCGAGGUACAAAUGCUUGGGGAAGUAGAAUUGAAACGCGUGAAAAAGGGAGAAAUAAUUCAAUUACAAAGGAAAGGAUUUUUCCGAUGUGAUGUGCCUUAUGCUCUCGCUAGUCCGUUUUCUUCUAGAGAACAACCUUUAAUCCUGUUCCAUAUACCAGAUGGCCAUACUACAAAUGCAGUAAAAUCUGCACCUAAUAGUACUGCUACAUCAAUUUCUGCUAAGGAAGUUUGUAAGAAAAAUGGCACAGCGCAAGAUCCAAACUUAAUGAAUGAAAAAAUUAUUGCACAAGGUGAUAAAGUGCGUUCUUUAAAAUCGCAAAAGGCAGAUAAAGCUACAAUUGAUGUAGAAGUAAAGACCCUUCUAGCUUUAAAAACUGAAUAUAAAGCAAGUACUGGAGUAGAAUGGAAACCAUCUACUACUUCAAUAUCUAAUGUAAAAAAUAAAGAUAAUAACCAAGGUGAUCAAAUUUCAGAAAGUAUAAAGAAACAAGGAGAUAAAGUGAGACAAUUAAAAAGUUUGAAAGUAGAGAAAAGUGUUAUUGAUGAAGAAGUGAAAUUACUUCUGACCUUAAAGGCUGAUUACAAAGCUGUAACUGGGAAAGAAUGGACUACUUCAGUAACUAAUGUAACAAAUAAAGUUGAUCCUCAAGUUGAUCAAAUUUUAGAAAGUAUACAGAAACAAGGAGAUAAAGUGAGACAAUUAAAAGAAAUUAAAGCUGAAAAAAGUAUUAUUGAUCAAGAAGUGAAAAUUCUUUUAGAUUUAAAAAGUAAUUAUAAGACAUUAACUGGUCAAGAAUGGAAGUCGAUAAAAGUCGACAUAAAGAAAAAGAAAGAAGAAACAUUUGAAAUUAAAAAACAGAAAAAUACAUCAAAUAAAGAAGUAAAUAAAAAUGAUGGUCCAAAGGAUGUAAAUGCUAGUAAAACUGGAACAAGAUUGGGACUAGAGGUAAAAAAGGAAGAAAAUUUCUUUGAAUGGUAUUCUCAAAUUAUUACUAAGAGUGGUAUGAUUGAAUAUUACGACGUAUCGGGUUGUUACAUUCUCCGUCCGUGGAGUUUCGCUAUUUGGAAAAUAAUAAAAGAAUAUAUUGACAAUGAAAUAACAAAGCUGGGCGUUCAAGAAUGUUACUUUCCGAUUUUUGUUACACGAUCAGUAUUGGAAAAAGAAAAAGCACAUAUAACAGAUUUUGCGCCUGAAGUUGCAUGGGUGACAAAAUGCGGAGAAUCAGAUUUAGCAGAGCCAAUUGCUAUACGACCUACAUCAGAAACUGUAAUGUAUCCUGCUUAUGCCAAAUGGCUAAAAUCUGAUACUGAGCUUCCUUUAAAACUUAAUCAAUGGAAUAACGUAGUAAGAUGGGAAUUUAAAGACCCUAAACCUUUUUUGCGUACAAGAGAAUUUUUAUGGCAAGAAGGUCAUACCGCUUUUGCUACUAAAGCUGAAGCUGAUGAAGAAGUUAUGAUAAUCUUAGAUAUGUAUGCUAGAGUAUAUGAAGAAUUAUUAGCAGUACCUGUUAUUAAAGGCCGUAAAACUGAAAAAGAAAAAUUUGCUGGUGGUGAUUAUACUACCACAGUUGAAGCUUUUAUUUCAACAAGUGGCCGCGCGAUACAAGGCGCAACUAGUCAUCAUCUUGGACAAAACUUCUCUAAAAUGUUUAAUAUUCAAGUAGAGGGUGCCGUAGAAGGAGAUGAAAAAACAUUUAUCUAUCAAAAUUCAUGGGGCUUAACGACUCGAACAAUUGGAGUUAUGAUUAUGGUUCAUGGAGAUGAUAAAGGUUUAGUAUUACCGCCAAAUGUAGCUUGUAUUCAAGCUGUCAUAAUACCUUGUGGUAUUGCAGCAAAUACAACAUCUGAACAGAGAGAUUUGUUGUUUUCUGAAUGUAACAAAUUGUUAAAUGAAUUAUCAGAGGAUAAAACACUUAGAGUUAAAGCAGAUUAUCGCAGUAAUCGUACUCCAGGCUGGAAAUUUAACCAUUGGGAAUUGAAGGGUGUACCUAUAAGAAUCGAAUUAGGUCCAAAAGACUUAAAACAAGAUCAGGUCACUUUUGUACGGAGAGAUAAUUAUGAAAGAGUGGUUGCAAAGAGACCUGAAGUGGUUACUUCUUUACGUACAUUAUUGAUCGACAUACAAACAAACAUGCUGGCCAAAGCCAGAGAGAACUUAAAUGGGCAUAUUAAACAUGCAGAUAAUUGGGAUGCGUUUUGUUCUCAUCUUAAUCAAAAGAACCUAUUAUUAUCACCAUUUUGUGGAGAAUCACCGUGUGAAGAUAAUAUUAAAGCUGAUAGUGCUCGAGAGGAUACAGGAGAGGAACUUGGAACAUUAUCAAUGGGUGCAAAAAGUCUUUGCAUACCAUUUGAACAGCCACCCUCACCAAUACCUCUUGAUGAACAAAAAUGCAUUCAUCCUAAUUGUCAGAAUAAACCGAAAUUUUAUACACUUUUUGGUCGUAGCUACUAA
Molecule: messenger RNA, 4536 nt
Organism: Habropoda laboriosa
Lineage: Eukaryota; Metazoa; Arthropoda; Insecta; Hymenoptera; Apidae
Gene: GluProRS
Product: bifunctional glutamate/proline--tRNA ligase
Exons: 13
Coding region: 1-4536 (1511 amino acids)
Biological process (GO): translation; glutamyl-tRNA aminoacylation; prolyl-tRNA aminoacylation
Cellular component (GO): aminoacyl-tRNA synthetase multienzyme complex; cytoplasm
Molecular function (GO): ATP binding; glutamate-tRNA ligase activity; proline-tRNA ligase activity
Source: RefSeq, a predicted model, not a curated record